UCUGUUGUUUCGUUGUGACAGGUUUACUAGGGCGAAGUAAAAACCAUGAUGUUUUUCAAACUUAUCACCUUAGGCUUGCUUCUUGCUUUGUUUAUUCAGCCAGCAUGGACUUUCAUUGAUGGACUUUAUUGUGGCAUGAACAACUGUUAUGAUGUCUUGGGUGUUACAAGAGAUACACCAAAGAGGGAAAUAGCGUCCAAGUAUCGUCAGUUGGCGAGAAAAACUCAUCCAGAUUUGUUCAAAACGGACGAAGAAAAGGAAAAAGCUGCAGAGAAGUUCAGAGAGAUAGCUACAGCAUACGAGAUUCUCAAGGAUGACGAGUCCCGCACCGACUAUGACUACAUGCUGGACAAUCCGGACGAGUUCUACAGUCACUACUACCGCUACUACCGGCGCCGGAUGGCCCCGCGGGUGGACAUUCGUAUUGUGCUGGCCGUCACCAUCUCCAUCAUAUCCGGCAUCCAGUACUUCACCUCCUGGACCCGGUACGACUCUGCCAUCCGGUAUCUGGUCACCGUGCCCAAGUACCGGCUACGCGCGCAGCAGAUCGCCAAAGAGGAGAAGCUGCUCGACCACUUGAAGAGGAACAAGAAGAUGAGCAAGGACGACGCGCGCCAGGAGGAGGAAAAGAUCCUCCGAGAGAUUGUCCGCGACAGAAUGGAUAUCCGGGGCGGCUACGCCAAGCCGGAGUGGACGGACGUGCUGUGGGUGCAGCUGGUGCUGCUGCCCUACACGCUGGCCACCUGGGUGUACUGGUACGGCCGCUGGUUCUGGAAGUUCACCCUGCUCGGCCACGAGUACGGCACGGAGGAGAAACUCUACCUGAUCCGGCGCAACAUGGGCAUCUCGCGCACACAGUUUGACGCGAUGGAGGAGCACACCAAAGAGGACUACCUAGAGAUGGAGCUGUGGAAGAAGGACGAGUUCGCCGAAUGGAAGCGGCAGCAGGAGGAGGAGCUCAAACUCAAACUGGCCAACAGCGCCCAGCACAAGCAGUACCGGCGGUACAUGAAGAAUCACGGGCCCGGCCGCAUGUACUUUGACGACUCGUAGGUGGUCGUCGCCGCCUCGCCGCUGCCCCAACGCCCUCCCCGGGGCAGCCGGUGGACACACUAGGUACGAAUUAACCGAUAGUGAAGUAAUGCCACGUGCUGGCUGGUUGUCCAUGACAAGGAAUUUUAUCCCAGCCAGCUCUUGCUUUUUUUGUGCGUUGGAGCUUCUGAUAUUUUAUGCUGCGUUUCCUGUUAAAGCAAAUAUGUCUAGUACCAACAAACAUUCGGUUUCCUUUUUUGGCUGUCCCUUUUGUGCAGUCGCUCUUUUUGUGGACCAGCAGACUCUCGCGUUUGCCAAACAGCGGUGUGUGUUCCUCCCCUAGAUUAGACAAGUUGAAAAGCAUAUAAGCCGUGUCGCCCACCGUCACCGCUCACGUUCUACACCCAGUAGAUGACCAGGUAGGAUAUGUCCUUCAACCUGCCGAGAAGACUUACCGUGAUUACAACCGAAGCCAUAAGAAGCACAACUGUCAGUGAUGAGCGAGUCGAUUGGCCCAGUCAAAUUAUGUGUCCACCUCCCGUCAUGUAGUUUAGUGUGGAUCGUGCGACCGUGGUGUACAGGGUACCAUAUAGUCCCACCCAUCGGCUGGCGUCCCACAACACGUGUGGACCGGUGAAUGACGUGUCCGUGACAGUCUGGCUCGCCUAGAUCGGCUGAAGGGUCGUGCAAUUUGGGAGUGUCUCAGUGUUGCUCUCUCUCUUCCGCGAACUGUUUCUGCAGCCUUCACUCGCUAGGCAUUGUGCAAUGGAGAGGGUCACCCGUUCUUCUAGGAGAAGUAUGAACCUUUUUAUGUUGAGAGCGCAGCUCUUUCUGUUCUUGUGAAUGGCGCAAUAGGUGUCGGACAUGUUAAUUCAGAAAUGAAUUAUAGAUUUGAAAGCCGCUGAUAGACGGCCGAACUAACGAUCAAAGUAUUGUCCAUCUACUUAGUGCAGAGCAUGGCGUGCUGAGAUCCGCGGUGGAGCGUGGAUUCAGACAGUGGUUGAAGACUGUGAGAGUAGCGUUCUGCUGAACCGCCCUGUCUGACUGCCUAUACCAGGCUCAUUGUGGUGUAUAUGGAGGUGUAGGAAGGAAAGGAGUCAGACCCGUUUUAUAAACGCAGUCUUAUGCCAGCCAUGCGACAGAUUCGCACGACCCUGUCUCGCUUGUCGGUAGUGCUAUCCAAAACCGUUCUCGAUGGCUCCUAUUACGGUUUUAGCUGUCAAACUGCUGAUUCUCUUCGUCAACACCGGGAAUAUUGCAGUGCUGAUGUCGCCGACCAGGGUCGCGACUGCUCCCGCGUGACUGUGCUGCCGUGCUCCCCUCCCGGGGCGAACGGUGUGCCGAGACUGACAGAUCUGUGCGGCCCAGUGCCGACUAUUUUUGUGCAGAGUCGUGUGGGCUAGAGGGACGGGCGUGGGGCGCGAGUUUGCUGAGAGACCUGGGACGGGGUGGUGCUUUUCUGGUGUUUGGCAAUAGUUCGGGACAUUGUGUGCGCGUGUGUUCUAUGGAUUGAACGGCCCAGCCCGCAGUGUGCACUUCCAUCGUAUAGAUGUAAUUAUUUUGCUGGACGUUGAUGUGUGUGUUGGGUUCUAUUUAAUUGCAUUUGCAACUACAUUUCCAUGCUCCACAUAUGUGUUCGCCUGUAUUUUUACCGGACUUGUGUAAUGUGUCAAGCUUCUUGGAGAUAUGAAUGUAUCGAGUGGAUCUGUGUGGGAGCGUUGUUCUAAUUUGGAGUAUCUGGCUUCCCGUGUUUCCAGAGCGCCCUCAGUGCCGUGGCCGCCUCGUCGUUCUCCUGUCUACCUGUCAUUCUUCGCUGUCAACGCAUAAGAAUCGUGUCUGGUAAUAAAAUACGUGUUGGGGUCCGUUUU
Messenger RNA from Amphibalanus amphitrite, 2900 nucleotides. Its product is annotated as dnaJ homolog subfamily C member 25 homolog. The transcript has 7 exons. NCBI's taxonomy places the organism in Eukaryota, Metazoa, Arthropoda, Thecostraca, Balanomorpha, Balanidae. Gene Ontology annotation, biological process: protein folding. Gene Ontology annotation, cellular component: endoplasmic reticulum membrane. The record is from RefSeq and is a predicted model, not a curated record. Bases 46 to 1053 code for a protein of 335 amino acids.